Cyphellophora attinorum is the source of this 1623-nucleotide messenger RNA. RefSeq lists its product as uncharacterized. The record is from RefSeq and is a predicted model, not a curated record. The coding region runs from base 1 to 1623 and encodes 540 amino acids. Lineage: Eukaryota; Fungi; Ascomycota; Eurotiomycetes; Chaetothyriales; Cyphellophoraceae. The transcript has a single exon.
AUGGCAACGGUAGCUCCCUUUACCAAUGGCAUCGCGCCUGCGAUGAAUCCAACUUCCAACGACGUUGCCGAGUAUCGCAAGAUUCUCAAGCUGCGCGAUGAGGUAUUGCGAGGAGUUCAUCCUCGAUUGAAUGUGCCUGCGCACCUUGCUCAAGAUGUUCCUCUUCUCCCUCAACUCACCACACAGCCAAUGCUAGCCACUCCUUCUGUACCACAACUUGCUGUGCCACAGACAUCACAACGUGAUGCUCAGAAAUCGCCUGCUAUGCCAGCUAUUACACCUUCCGGAAUUAACCCUGUCCUCCUCACGAAGUCAGAUGACCUUGUACGUGCCGAGACGGGACUUCAGAGGCAGAGACUCGAAAAGGCUCUGAAGGAGCAAUUCGAGCACAAGCGGCUGGAUGCACGUAAGAGACCGGCUCCCGCAGAAGCGAAAGCAGACUUCGAUGUUCACUCCAUCCUAGUCAAGGCUACUGGUGUGUCAGGGGCAGAUUCGACGAAGGACGAUGGCGAAGCAAGUGAUUCUUUUGAUGAGAACUCCUUCUACUCUAGCAGAGCGCCUGAUUCAACUCCUGAGCGCGGAGCUCCUAGCCCGUCUCCUGGCGCAGACGGCGCUCGAGUAACUGACACUGCCGCAAAGGCACGUAUUCAAAGCGCUGUCAUGGGUGCGCCUCUCGACGCCGAUGCCGACGACGAAUACUCUCCUCGCCUUGCACGACGCGACUCGCCCGCAUAUUCGCCCGCCCUAGAUCCCGAAGACGAAGAGGAGGAAGGUGAAUACUCACCCCCAGAAGCAGUCGAGGGAGACUCAACAAUGCAAGACGUGUCUGCGACGGUAACGAAUGUGUACGAUCCACGCAGUCGCCAGCUGCGGCGGUACUCGGAAGUGGACAACGGCAACGUUCGAAUUGUAAGAAACCAUAUCAUCUCCCCAGUGGCACCGCAGCCGUCACGCAUAUCUCCCCUCGCGCUUGCUAAACAACCUCCCUCUCAACAGAACACCCAAGCUCGAAGAGACCGCAGUCCAGAUUACGUCAACCCUCGAAAGAAGCGCAAGCUUGACAAACGCGAUCGGAUGCGUCGACGCAACGGCUCCCCAGGCGUGAAGGAGGAGAAUGUCUCGCCGCCACCAUUCCACGAAGUACAACCUCUCGGAUCGGGACGUCUACCAGCAUCCAAUCCUGAUCGGCCUAUUGUGAUUGAUGAGACUCCUCGAGACGUUCGCUAUGCUCCGGUCGAACAGCAAUUUUCGUCACCAAGAGUGGCGCGAUACGCAGAGCCAGAGAUGCCUCUGAGCGAACCAAGAGUGGUCUCCAGACAAGCCAUGAGACCCAUGCGCGACACCCAGGAUCUACGAAGAGUCGCCAGCAUGCACAACGUCCGAGCAGAAAUGGGAGAUGAUCAUGAUACCUUCGGACCGAGCUCACGGCCUCGCGUUGCGUCUUACCGAGAAAGUAGUCCCGUCAUCCAUCGCCAACCUCUAGACGACCCAUACGAUCGACAAAUCAUUCAGGAGGUUAGAGUCUCACGCACGCCAGCACCAAUGUAUCGCGAAGCCUAUCCAGAAGAACAAAUACGAUAUGAGCCCAUGCCGCCACCACAACAAGUGGAGCGCAUCGUGUAG